GUUAUCUUAUUCUCGCAGACGAAGAAGAAGCUGAUCGGACUCACCUCCGGAUUAUCGAUCCUGUGAUUGGUCUGUCCUGGCGCGUGCCGCUCCGCUCCGGUGAAGAUGGAGCAGAAAGCAGCGGCGGCGCGUCGCUGCAGGACUCGAGCCUUCAUCAGUGUGUGAACUCCAGAAAGCUUCUGUUGCUUUUUACGUUCUCCAGAGAGGACCCGCAGCCCGACAUGUUCUCCGAGGGGAGCGACUUCAACCUGACGUCCAGCCUGAACCUGUCCUCUCUGGAGCGGGACUGGAGCGACUCGGCGCUCGGGCGGCUGUCGCGCAGCGGUCACCGCGUGGUGUCGGUGUUUCUGGGCUCCAUCAUGGUGUUCGGUUUCCUCAACAACCUGCUGGUUCUGGUUCUGUUCUGCCGCUUCAAGACUCUGCGGACCCCGGUCAACAUGCUGCUGCUCAACAUCAGCGUCAGCGACAUGCUGGUGUGCGUCUGCGGCACGACGCUCAGCUUCGCCUCCAGCCUGCGGACGCGCUGGCUGUACGGCCGGCUCGGCUGCAUGUGGUACGGCUUCGUCAACUCCUGCUUCGGCAUCGUGUCUCUGAUCUCUCUGGCCGCCCUGUCCUACGACCGGUACAGCACCCUGAUGGUGUACAACAAGCAGGUCUCGGACUACAGGAAGCCACUGCUGGCGGUGGGGGGUGCGUGGCUGUACUCCCUGCUGUGGACGGUGCCCCCCCUGCUGGGCUGGAGCAGCUACGGCCCCGAGGGGGCCGGGACCAGCUGCUCGGUGACGUGGACGGAGAGGUCGUUCGGCUCUCACUCGUACAUCAUCUGUCUGUUCGUCUUCUGUCUGGGCCUCCCCGUCCUCGUCAUGGUCUACUGCUACGGCCGCCUGCUCUACGCCGUCAAACAGGUGGGUCGUAUCAGGCACACGGCAGCUCGUCGCAGAGAUUUUCACAUCCUGUUCAUGGUCAUCACCACGGUGGUGUGUUACCUGGUCUGCUGGAUGCCGUACGGCGUCGUUGCCAUGAUGGCCACCUUUGGACGGCCAGGGAUCAUCAGCCCCGUGGCCAGCGUCGUCCCGUCGCUCCUCGCCAAGAGCAGCACCGUCAUUAACCCCGUCAUCUACAUCCUGAUGAACAAACAGUUCUACCGCUGCUUCCUGAUCCUGUUCCACUGUAAACACCAGACAUCGGAGAACGUUCAGUCCUCCAUGCCCUCCAGGACCACCGUGGUCCAGCUCAACCGCAGAGUGUGUGACAGCAGCCCAGCGGCCACCGGCCUGGCGGUGCUCACCGGACCUGGUACAAUCCACACGGAUGGAACCCCGUGUCCAACAGAACCGACGCCACUGAGCCACCUGAACCCUCCUUAUCCUGAAUCCUCCUCCUGAGACAUGUGAUUGGACUAGAAACCCAAGGGGUGGGGCACAGUCCCGCCCCCACCUGUGUUGUGUGUGACAGUGGCUCCGCCUCCUGGAAACUCUUGAUGUCACCCCAGGUGUGACCCCAGUGUGUUGGUGCAGUGAUCGUAUCACCUGAAAACCUCGAGGCUGUGAUGCUCAACCAGCUGAGGUAUGGAGGACAAACUGUGUCGCUUUCAAACUUCACUGUUUAGUAACUUGUAGGUGUAAACGGACAAGUGUAAAAUACUUGAUUAUUAAGAGUAUUACAUCAGUGUACAUGUAAUUAACAGAGAAUUACACACUAAUCUAUUGCUGGGGCAAUUCGUCGACGUAAUUGAUUACAUAAUCGCUGUAUCCGGUGUGGGAUUCUCCCGGACAAGUUCCAGCUACAAGACGGCGCCUUCGACCGUCUAAAGUUUGGAGUAUUUCAGACAGACACUCAACAACGUGCUGCUCCGUGAGCUCUGAACAGGAAACAGCUUCACUGCAGCACAGCUGCUGUCCACGAACACGUGAAACAUACGCCGCAGCACUUUGUCUAGACGGCAGCACCGCAAAUCGUGUUUCCUUUCUGUCGCCACACGAGCACGAGGACAUCAUCAGCACAAGGACACGUAGUGUUUCUUCAUUGCCUUCAUGUUAAAAGUAAUUUCUGCCCCGCUGCGGUCAUGGUAACGUAACGUUACACCGCGAGUCA
Molecule: messenger RNA, 2094 nt
Organism: Micropterus dolomieu (smallmouth bass)
Lineage: Eukaryota; Metazoa; Chordata; Actinopteri; Centrarchiformes; Centrarchidae
Gene: tmtops2a
Product: teleost multiple tissue opsin 2a
Exons: 4
Coding region: 222-1385 (387 amino acids)
Biological process (GO): visual perception; G protein-coupled receptor signaling pathway
Cellular component (GO): membrane; photoreceptor outer segment
Molecular function (GO): G protein-coupled receptor activity
Source: RefSeq, a predicted model, not a curated record